AUGGGAACUACACUGCCAGGAAUCAAUCAACUACCGAGCUUACAAGCUUUCUCGAUGAACAAAGAGAACAGAGCCUUUAAUCAUUAUCACCAUUAUAGUGUUGUUGGUGGGAGUCCAUCAUCUAUAUCUUCUUCACGUGAUAACUACUUUGAAUAUAAACCAACAUCUUCAACUUCUGGCGUUGCUGCUGGAGGUUUCAGUCCAAGUGAUUCAACUGCUCCACCAUUAUUACACUAUAGUUCAGCACCAAAUUAUUCAUACAGUGGUGAUAAUCAUCAUCAACAUCAACAACAUCACCAUGUAACAAGUAUACAGCAAGGUGGAUUACGUACUUUAACUUCACAACCUCAAUAUGUUUAUUCAAACAAUAAUACCCAUAAACCAAGCUUGAACAAUUUACUAUAUCAACAACCACAACCAUUAGUUUCACCUUUAGAAGCUCAAUCAUCCAUUAAACCAUUAAGAGCACAAUCUUAUGAUGCUGGUAAUCUAAGAUUACCUUCAAUUCAAGAAUUAGUUGCACCAACAUCUCAACCUAUUCAACAACCACAACAACAACAAGUACACAUGCACCCAGGAUUACAAGUGUUAAAUCAACAAAUACCGAGUGCUCCACAUCAACAUUAUAAUUCAUCAAAUUCAGCUCAUACAAUUCAUCAUAUUGGUCAUAUUCAACCUAAAAAAAUUAGAAAAAGAACAAGAACAGGUUGUUUGACUUGUAGAAAGAGAAGAAUCAAAUGUGAUGAAAGAAAACCAUCAUGUAUGAACUGUGAAAAGUCUAAGAAAUGUUGUGCAGGUUAUGUUGAUAUUACAACAAAGAAGAAGAAGUGA
This is a messenger RNA of Hansenula anomala, 831 nucleotides long. Its product is annotated as Zn(II)2Cys6 transcription factor domain-containing protein. Gene Ontology annotation, biological process: regulation of DNA-templated transcription. The record is from RefSeq and is a predicted model, not a curated record. Lineage: Eukaryota; Fungi; Ascomycota; Saccharomycetes; Phaffomycetales; Wickerhamomycetaceae. The transcript has a single exon. Bases 1 to 831 code for a protein of 276 amino acids. Gene Ontology annotation, molecular function: DNA-binding transcription factor activity, RNA polymerase II-specific; zinc ion binding.